AUCUGCUCUUGAUGCGAUGAUGAAGUUGAACGCGAAGCAGCUCGGCGGCGCUGAGGAAGAGGAUGAGGAGGAGGAAGAAGAGGAGAUCGGCUCGUUUUGGAAUCACGGGAUUCAUGAUGAUCCCCCGAUCCGAGCGCGAUGCGGGUCUUUCCUCUAGACUAAUGUGUGUGUUCUGUCGUGCUGGGGUCGGGAGCGCUGUGUGGGGGCUGGGAGCUCAUAUUAUACUGCACACGGAUCGCUGUAACGCAUCAGACAGUCGGCGCCUCGCUUGAAAGGGAAGGGCAAAACAGGAGCGAAACACCCAUGUUUUAUUUAUCUGCGGGCGCGCGGACGCUCGCGCCGUCUGUCGGGGACGAGCUUUAAAGGGAACUCAUGUGUUUUCGCAACUGUCCAACACCCCCCCUCCCCCCACGCAUCCAGGACAGCAGUGCCGCCGCUCGCGAGGCUCCAUCGCCGCGAGGGUCUCCUGGUGACCACCCCUGAGUUGGACCCCCCCAGGAGAGGCGGUCUGGUCCCCCCCUAAAAGGACUCUAUAGGGUACCUCCAACGCAGAGACUAAAUGCGCCUGGACCAGGUGGGCUGCUGGCAUGAAGUGGCCAGGCGAGUCCAGGACCAUGGUGCUCAGUGGCAGGCGCUCCAGCAGCAGAACCCCCAGCGAGCAGCCCCUGAGUCAACCGCGUGCGCCACGCCGCUGCAAGCGCUCCCCCUGCACCCGAAGGUGUAGCGGACGUUUCAGCACUACGCCCCCGGAGGCCGAGAAGCGCUGCGUUCCCUCCUCGGGGAUGAGCGCCAAGGAACUGUGUGAGAACGAUGACCUCACCACCUGCCUGGUUCUCGACCCCUACCUUGGCUUCCAGACCCACAAGAUGAACUCCAGGUUCCGACCCAUCAAGGGCAAGCAGGAGGAGCUGAGAGAGGUGAUAGAGCUUUUCAAGAAGCGUGACGACCUGGAGGAGGCCUUCGAAGCGCUGACGACUGGAGACUGGGCCCGACACUAUUUCCCGCACAAGAACAAGGCCAAGGAGAAGCUCUUCAAAGAGCAUGUGUUCAUUUAUUUGCGAAUGUUUGCCGCGGACAGCGGGUUCGAAAUCCUUCCUUGUCAUCGAUACUCUUCGGAGCGAAACGGAGCAAAAAUUGUCGCCACAAAGGAGUGGAAGAGGAAUGACAAGAUCAAGUACCUGGUGGGCUGCAUCGCAGAGCUGUCUCAGUACGAGGAAAACAUGCUCCUUCGGCACGGCGAGAACGACUUCAGCGUUAUGUACUCCACGCGGAAAAACUGCGCCCAACUUUGGCUGGGUCCAGCUGCCUUCAUCAACCACGACUGUCGGCCCAACUGCAAGUUCGUCUCCACCGGCCGCAACACUGCCUGCGUCAAAGUUCUGAGGGACAUCGAGCCGGGGGAGGAGAUCUCCUGUUACUAUGGCGACAGUUUCUUCGGGGAAAGCAACGAAUUUUGCGAAUGCUACACUUGUGAAAGAAGAGGCACGGGGGCUUUCAAAUCGAAAGCGGGCCCCCCCGUGGAGACGCCUGUGAUCAACAGCAAGUACGGCCUGCGGGAAACGGACAAGCGGCUCAAUCGGCUGAAGAAGCUCGGGGAGGCGAACAAGAGCUCGGACCGCCCGUCCGCGGGCUCCCGCUCCAACGGCGCCUCCCAGGAAAGGCGCACGGCCCAUGGAUCAGUGAGAAGGGGGACGUCCAGUAGUGCAAAGAAGUUCAGCAAAUCUGGGUCUGUACCCCGGCACCCUCUGUCCAGAACUCCUUCCUCUACCUCAUCUUCCAAACAAAGUCAUAUAAAUAAUUCACGGUUACCAAAGAGACUGAGAUCGAAGGCUCCAAGGCCCUCGCUCGCUCAGUCCAAGCUGAGGAACCACUCUCGGGGGUCCAAGCAAAAGCUAGACAUGGGUAAGCUUGGUCUGAAGGAGCCUAAGGUAAUGUUGUGCAAGACUUUCAUGGUGAAGAAGGAGAAGGACAUAGAGGCAGCGGCGAAGGUUGAGGACUCCACGGGCUCCUUGCCUCACCAGGCGCCAAAGGAGCACAAUCACGAUCCUCUGAAAGGGGCGCAGUCUUACACAUACAGAACUCGAAGGGCCACUCGAGGCUCCUCAGAAGUCAAGGUGGAACCGGGUCUGCUGGACAGCCACGGUCUCAUGCCCGGUGGUGUGGUCGUCAAGACUGAGCCGGCUAACUUGGAGGAGUACGUGGCACCUGGUGCCCAGGUUCAUGGAUCCAGGCCAGAGGCCAGCGGACCCAAGAAGGGAGCCUGUCCGCGGCGGAGGCGACCGCAGCAGCUGAAACUGGACCAGGUGGUCAAGUCAGAGGAUAGUGGCCCGUACGGGGAAGCAUUUGCCCAGGAAGGCAUCCUGGACCUGCGGCACGCCGAUGUGGCAGACUACAGCAAUGUGCUGCUGAGCCUCCCCCCAGACUGCAGCGGUGCUGCUGCCCCCUCCGGUCUCUUCCGCAGGGAGGGACUGAGGCCCGGUGGCCGAGCAGUGGGUAAAGGCAAGAGGAAGAGAUGCAUCACACGCUAUGACGCGCAGCUCAUCCUGGAGAACAGCUCAGGUAUCCCCAAGCUGACUUUGCGGCGGUGUCGGGACAGCAGCGGGGCCGAGCCGAGGGAGCCGUGCCGCGCCAGCACUAAGCCCACCUCGGGCUCCUCCAAGAUUAGCAUCAAGUUCAGCAAGGAGCGCCAUAAGCAUGCUGGUGGCUCCUACGUGGCGCGGCUUAACAACGGCUUUGGCCACAGCGCCCACGGCGGGGCUGCUGCCACCAAGCUGAAGAUCCAGCUGAAGCACGAGGAGAACGGCCGAGGGGUCUCCACAAAAGGGGUUUCCUUGAGGGCCCCCCACAAACGCAGGGGCAGGGUGAACGGGACUCGAAAGAAAGACGAGGGCUCCUCGUCUGGGGAGGAGUACUUUGAAGAGGAAGACUAUGAGGAUGAUUUCGCUCCCCACCCGCCUCCUAAACGUCUCCGGCUGAUAGUAGGAAAAGACUCCAUAGACAUUGACAUCUCUUCUAGGAGAAGGGAGGAUAAAUCUUUGAGACUCAGUGCAUAAACUCUGAGGGUUUUUUCUUGAUCUUCUUGCAUAUAUAACUUCAGUCAGCCUCGUGUUGAUUUAAGAAAAUGCUGUUAAAAUGAAACUAUAUAGAACUGAGUAAACAAAAAAUAGACUUUUCUGUAAAUUGUAGAGAUGGACGCACUGCUCUUCUAAUGAUGAGGGGCAUAAAUACUGUAAGAAAAGUUGUACAGUCUAUGAACGCUUGUCAUGUCUGAUGUGCAGGUUUUUAUUGUAGUUCUUUUUUUUUUUUUUUUAAUCGUCCUUUCAUUGUGCAAUUCUUAACUCUGUUUACAACCAGACUCGUUCGUAACGCAGAAAGCAUCCAGCAACAAAUACCACCGCUCAAUUGAACACAAGGAUACUGCUGCUCUUGAGGGUGAAAUUACACACAAGUUCUUCGUAGCACAAUAUGCAUGAAUGGUGUGUAAAUGCAUUACGCUGGCUCCUCAGUUUACGAACGCAGUUGGGAUCAAAAGUCCACUCGUCACUCUUUAACUCCACUGUUAUUAUUGCCAGUACGUCAGAGCACACAAGAGCUUAAUAAUACGGUCGUUCCUUGAUUUAUUAACGAAAUAGAUUUUGGAAAAACUUCAGAUGUAGCUAUAAUAG
This is a messenger RNA of Scleropages formosus (Asian bonytongue), 3665 nucleotides long. RefSeq names its product histone-lysine N-methyltransferase KMT5B-like. Bases 588 to 3053 code for a protein of 821 amino acids. The transcript has 10 exons. Gene Ontology annotation, cellular component: nucleus. The record is from RefSeq and is a predicted model, not a curated record. Gene Ontology annotation, molecular function: protein binding; histone H4K20 methyltransferase activity. NCBI's taxonomy places the organism in Eukaryota, Metazoa, Chordata, Actinopteri, Osteoglossiformes, Osteoglossidae.